Plasmodium vinckei vinckei is the source of this 726-nucleotide messenger RNA. RefSeq names its product cytidine and deoxycytidylate deaminase, putative. The record is from RefSeq and is a predicted model, not a curated record. The transcript has 5 exons. Gene Ontology annotation, molecular function: tRNA-specific adenosine-34 deaminase activity. Bases 1 to 726 code for a protein of 241 amino acids. Gene Ontology annotation, biological process: tRNA wobble adenosine to inosine editing. NCBI's taxonomy places the organism in Eukaryota, Apicomplexa, Aconoidasida, Haemosporida, Plasmodiidae.
AUGAUGGCUGAACUAACCAAUGAAGAGGCCAUAGAGUUUUUAAAGCAAGCAUUAAAUGAGGCCGAAAAAAGCUUGAAAGUAGAGACAAAAGAAAUGCCUAUAUUUUGUUUACUGAUAAAUGAGGAAAAGCAAAUAGUAUCAAGUUCUUAUAAUUACACAAAUGAAGCAAAAAAUGGGUGUAGGCAUUGUGAAAUAAUAGCUAUAGAUAAAUAUAUUUAUGGAAAAAAUUAUGAGCAAAUGAAAAACAAAAAUUUAAUAAAAUGCUUUAAUAAUAAAAAUAAUGAUAUAAACAAAUCUUUAUCCAAUUAUUUUGCUGGCCUUGAAAAAUCGGAUAAGGAAUUUGUGGAUAGUGAGGAAAAUACAAACAGUAAUAAAGAAGGCUGUGUAAAAUUUGAAGAAAGACAAAAAGAAAUAGCAGACAAAAUUGAUAAAUUAAAAAAGUUUAGUAUUGUUGUUACAUGUGAACCCUGCAUAAUGUGUGUAUAUGCCUUGAAGUUAGUCGGAAUAAAAAAUAUUUAUUUUUGCUGCUUAAACGAGCGAUUUGGAGGCUGUGGAUCUGUACUUUCGCUACAUGAAAUGUAUAACAAUAUGAAUGUACAUUAUAUAGAAUGUAAGGACUGUACAAAUAGGAGCAUUAAUCUUAUGAAGUUAUUUUACAAAGCUGGAAAUCCAUCAGCCCCUGAUGAAAAAAGAAAAAGGCCUUUGAUUGAGAUUUCCCUUGAAUAG